GUGGGAAAGAGGGACGUCACGUGUGGUCACUUUCACAUAAGAAGGCGCAUAGAAAUUUCAUUUACAAGUUGUCCGUUACAGCUUGCAGAGUCUCAGUGAUGGUGAAAUCGAGCGAGAAUGCUUCUGCUUCAGGUUCAGGUUCAGGUUCGGUGCCUCCUUUCUUGAACAAGUGUUAUGAGAUGGUGGAAGAUAACUCCACCGAUUCUAUCAUCUCUUGGAGCGAAGGUAGCUGCAGUUUUGUCAUCUGGGACAUAACCCAAUUCUCCCUCACACUCCUUCCCACCUUUUUCAAGCACAACAAUUUCUCCAGCUUCAUCAGGCAACUCAAUAUCUAUGGUUUCAGGAAAGUUGAUACGGAUCGCUGGGAAUUUGCCAAUGACAACUUUGUUAGGGGUCAAAAGCAUUUGUUGAAGAAUAUACGUAGAAGGAAACAUCCUCACAUUGCAGAUCAACCAAAAGCCUUGCCGCAGCAAGGCAAUUGUGAUGAAUCAUCACAGGAAGCAACAAAUUAUGACCUUUCGAAAGAAGUUGAGAAUCUAAAGUUGGAUAAAAAUUCCCUCAUGCAGGAGUUGGUCAAACUUAGGCAGCACCAGGAAUCUUCUGAGAAUAAUUUGCUGCUCCUGAGUGAUCGCCUUCAAGGAAUGGAAAAGCAUCAGCAGCAGAUGUUAUCAUUCUUAGUCAUGGUUGUGCAAAACCCUGGGUUCAUGGUUCAGCUGAUUCAUCCUAAGGAAAAUAAUUGGCGUUUGUCUGAACAAGGGAAUAUGCUGGGCCAAGGUAAACAAGAUGACAAACCAGUUGCUUCUGAAGGAUUGAUUAUAAAGUAUAUACCACCUGCAAGUGAAACACCUAAGCCUGUAGUUCCGCUAUCUCCUGCUUUCGAUAAGCAAACAGAGCCUGAACUUUCUGUGGAUGGGUUAAAAGACUUGUGCAUCAGUUCUGAAUUCUUGAAAGUGCUCCUGGAUGAAAAAUUGUGUCCUUUAGAAAAUCAUACCCCAUUUAUUCUACCAGAUUUACCUGACGACAGUUCUUGGGAACAGCUUUUUCUAGGUAGUCCUUUCCUGGGAAACAUUAAAGAUUCUAAUCGUGAAAAUGAGGAGCCCACUAUUAGUGGAAUGGAGAUGGAACCCACUAUAUCUGAAACUCAAAAGAAAAAUCUCAAAACUUUUGAAGCAAUGAUUGUAGAAAUGGAGAAAACUCAAGAGUGAGUUGGAAUUAUAUGCUGAUGGGAUUAAUUUGGAGAGGCCGCAGACUUUGGAAUCUCAAACUGAGCAAAUGGAACUUGUAGCUUCUGAAACUAACAAUAUAAAGGGAAGGAAGUAAUAACGUCCAUCAGAUAUUUCUCAGCUGGGCUGUCUCGAAGAUUAUCUCAAGCUACAAUUAAUAGUAUUAAGUCACAAUAUAAGUAUUUUCUCUUCCAUCUCCUUCCAGCGGUUGUAGAUCCUCAUCUAGAGUCAGUAUUUUGGCAUCUUCGUAUGGUGUCCAUGUACCGGGACUUGUCUUGUGGUGCGGCUACCUAUAUGACGGAUCAUAUAUUUCUUAUUUAAAGUUGAACUUUUAAGGGAAAGCGGCUUUAAGGAGCUUUAUUUUUGUGCCAUAUUAAACAGUAUACUAUGCCUUCACAUAUAUUAUAAAAUGUCAUAUAAGUCAUAAAAAUUAUG
Molecule: messenger RNA, 1658 nt
Organism: Gastrolobium bilobum
Lineage: Eukaryota; Viridiplantae; Streptophyta; Magnoliopsida; Fabales; Fabaceae
Product: heat stress transcription factor A-8
Exons: 4
Coding region: 99-1205 (368 amino acids)
Biological process (GO): regulation of transcription by RNA polymerase II
Cellular component (GO): nucleus
Molecular function (GO): DNA-binding transcription factor activity; RNA polymerase II cis-regulatory region sequence-specific DNA binding
Source: RefSeq, a predicted model, not a curated record